Messenger RNA from Drosophila albomicans, 3731 nucleotides. RefSeq names its product ELAV-like protein 1 (gene fne). The transcript has 7 exons. The record is from RefSeq and is a predicted model, not a curated record. NCBI's taxonomy places the organism in Eukaryota, Metazoa, Arthropoda, Insecta, Diptera, Drosophilidae. Gene Ontology annotation, cellular component: ribonucleoprotein complex. Gene Ontology annotation, molecular function: RNA binding. The coding region runs from base 1263 to 2336 and encodes 357 amino acids.
GUUCGUUCGUUGCUUUCGUUCGGUUUUGAUUCUCCAUUCGGUUGUGUUUCUCAAUUCGAGAACAUUCAUUUAUAAUUUUUUGACUCCUCUGCACCAGUUUUUGUGUUGUAUUCAGUUACGAAUUUGUUGUGUUCUCGGUUUUUUCCAAACUAAAAAACAAACAACAACAACAACAAAAACCAGAACAAGGAACUAGAAAAGAACACACACACACACACACACAAAAAAUACACCAAUAACUGUGCAUGUCGCUCUCUGUGCAAUAAUAAAUCUAUAAUACAUAGAUAUAUAUAUUUAACUAACUAUCGCAACUAUCGUACACUUUCGAUUCGUUCUCAUCAUUAUUAUAAAUAAUUUUUUUUACGUUCGUGUCGGGCCCUGGCAAUUGCAAUAAAACGAAAACACGAAACAACGUCCUAGUCAAAUUUUUGUCACAUUUUUUUUUUUCGUGCAAAAUUUUCUCGAAAAUAUCGUGCAAAGUGUCUGCCAAAUAGCAACCACAACAACAACAGCAACUACUAAAGCAACAACAAUAAUAAUAACAACAACAACAACAACAACAACAGGAGCAGCACUUGCAGCGUCGUUAUUAGACAAAGCCGUCAGAGCGAGACACACGCUGCUCUUUCUCAGCAACAACAAAAAAAAUUGAGUAAAAACGAGCGAGCAAUCGAAUAGCUAUCAUUUAUCAGACAACCGACAAGAACACAAAGAAGAAGAAUAAAAAGAAGAAGACGUAGAGGAAGAAGAAGAAAACUCAAGAGGAGAAUUUAAUACUAUUUGAUCUAAAAACCCAAAAAGGCAAAAAUCAAUAAAAGAAAUAAAUCAAUAAUAAUAAUAAUAAACGAAGAACUUGCGGCAAACAAUUUCACUGGACGUGUGCAAAGCGCAGUCGAAUAAAAACAAAACACAAACACUUAAAAAAAAAAACAAAAAUAUAUUUGUAAGCGUAACCAAACAAGCAGUGAGAUUAAAUACUAAGCACAAGCCACAACCAAAGGACAACAACAACAACAACCAAAAAAACAACCAAAAAAAAAAGCAACUGCAAAAGUUGAACGUUCAUUUAACUGCAAAGUGUCUCGAGUGUCUGUGUGUCUGUAACUGUUAACAGUUACAGUUACAACAGCGUUAACAACAGCAUCAAGAUUAGCACGAAAAGCAGCAACAGCAACAGCAACGGCAACGGAGCCAACAGCAACGGCAACGGUAACGGGAACAGUAACUGCAGCAAAAGCAACAGUAACGAGAGCCUGAACAACAUGACCAACGCCAUGGACAUUGUGAAGAACGGAGGCAGCGCCAACGGAUCCGUUGAUGGCAGCAAUGAUGAGUCGCGUACCAAUUUGAUAGUCAACUAUCUGCCACAAACCAUGACGCAAGAGGAGAUGCGAUCGCUCUUCUCAAGCAUUGGUGAGUUGGAGAGUUGCAAACUGGUGCGUGAUAAAGUCUCAGGUAAUUUGGUCUUGCCAGCAUCAUUGACCGCACUCAAUCCGGCUUUGCAGCAAGGUCAGAGUCUGGGCUAUGGAUUUGUUAACUAUGUACGCGCCGAGGACGCUGAGAAGGCUGUGAACACCCUGAACGGUUUGCGUUUGCAGAAUAAGGUUAUUAAAGUAUCAUACGCCCGUCCAAGUUCAGAAUCUAUAAAGGGUGCUAAUUUAUAUGUAUCGGGUCUUCCGAAAAAUCUAUCACAACCAGACUUGGAGGGGAUGUUUGCAUCGUUUGGCAAAAUAAUUACAUCUCGUAUACUCUGUGAUAAUAUUUCUGGUCUAUCGAAGGGUGUUGGUUUUAUACGUUUCGAUCAACGCAACGAAGCUGAGCGCGCCAUCCAGGAGUUGAAUGGCAAAACUCCGAAGGGCUAUGCCGAACCGAUAACCGUUAAAUUUGCCAACAAUCCAAGCAAUAGCGCCAAGGCCCAGAUCGCCCCACCAUUAACCGCAUACUUGACGCCUCAGGCAGCGGCGGCCACACGCCGUUUGGCCGGUGCUCUGCCAUCGGCCGGUCGCAUAAGAUACUCACCGCUGGCUGGUGAUCUAUUGGCCAAUACGAUAUUGCCGGGCAAUGCAAUGACUGGAUCGGGCUGGUGUAUAUUCGUCUAUAAUCUGGCACCGGAGACCGAAGAGAAUGUUCUUUGGCAACUAUUUGGGCCAUUUGGGGCGGUGCAAUCGGUGAAGGUGAUUCGUGAUCUGCAGACAAGCAAAUGCAAGGGAUUCGGCUUCGUGACCAUGACCAACUACGAUGAGGCUGUGGUAGCCAUACAAUCACUUAACGGCUAUACUCUCGGCAAUCGGGUGCUGCAGGUUAGCUUUAAGACUAACAAAACUAAGACAACUUAAGCUUCGAUUUAGAUUUUUCGUUUUUUUCUUUCUGUUUCCGCGAUCGAAACGCUCUUAAGUAGGUUUUUGUGAUUUUCGUUUCUGAAAUAACCAAAAACUCUCUUUACACUGCAAAAAAAAAGAGAAAAACGAAAACGAACAAAUAAUUAAAUAUAGUCAAGAUAAUGGUAAUGAAUAUGAUAUUGAGACAAAGAGAGAGAGGAAAAUAAACUAUGAAGCACAUUUGUACAUUUGGCAUUUGACAGCGAGUUUGUAGUCAAAAUUACUUAAUAACAUAAUUGAUCAAAGUGUGUGUGCAUACUAAAAAAAGAUGUUGAAACAAAAAAAAAUACUUAUUAACUAUAUUGAUUUAUGAUUGAUUAAUUGACUCGAUGAUUGAUUCGUUAAGCUCAUGAAAUCUUAGCUAAAAUUUAUAUAUUUCUUUUCCUCCAUUUGUUUAUCUCGUGGAACAGCACUACAUAAUCUUAAUUUAAAUUCUUAAAACCACUUGAAAAGAAUACUAACAACUUAAAAAAACAAAGCUUAAAUGAGGCAAAAACCACAAGAAUAAUGACAACAACAACACAACAAAAAAAAAAAGGUUAGAACAACAGACAAAUGUCUAUAAAUUGCAUAAGAAAAGACAAGACAACAAAGUAAAAUCAUUGAAAAAGAUAAAAAAAAAACAAAAAAUGACAAAAAAAAAAAUACUUAAAAAUACCAAACAAUUUAAAUAAAAUAACAUAAUUUUUUUUUAAUUAAAUUUAAAUUAAAUUAAAUUGAAUAUUACAAUUACGUAACUAAAUUAUUUAAUGUUUAUUCAUUUAACUAAGCAAGUAAGUUACCAAACAACAACAACAACAAGAACAAGAACAACAAGUCAAACAAAUACACUUAAUAUAAUUAAAUACUAUUUAUUCAAAAUGGGCCCGCAAUGUGGACUACGCUAUAAUUGCUAUAUAUUGUAUUUGUGUUCGUUAUGCAUAUAACUUAAUUAACGUUAAUUACGAAAUAUAUUAAUUAUAUGAAUUUUCAUUCACUUUAAAUAAUGUUUAUAAUAUGCUUAAAUUCAAUUAGAUUCUAUUCCAUUUGCAUUGAUUUGAACAAAUGAACAACAAACCAACAAACAAAAGCAAAACGUAAAGCCGCGUUCAAUCAAACAAAAAAAAAUACCAAAAAUACGAAACGCAACAAAAGAACAAAUAAACAUACAUACAUCUUACGUACAUCAUACAUCAUACAUACUUAUAACCAUUAUUAUUAUAUAUAUGUAAACGUUUUACUUUCAUUUUUUCGUCGUCGUCUAACUUAAAACUUAAAUGAAGAAAACGUAAACCAAAAAAAAACGCAAAAAAUAUACAAAUAAACAUAUAAAAAAUACCAAAGUAUAUUCAAUAUUGUAUGUGCAAACGGAAA